Molecule: messenger RNA, 3779 nt
Organism: Pseudoliparis swirei
Lineage: Eukaryota; Metazoa; Chordata; Actinopteri; Perciformes; Liparidae
Gene: usp6nl
Product: USP6 N-terminal like
Exons: 15
Coding region: 126-2753 (875 amino acids)
Source: RefSeq, a predicted model, not a curated record
UCCUGGUUCAGGGCCAUGGACGCUUCGUGCUCCUCGGGACUACCUGCCGCCGCGAUGUGAUCGAGCCAGCGGGAGCGAGUCGAGAGCAAAGGUCAUGAGUGCCUCUCGGAGAGACCCAGUGGAGAAUGACCUCACCUGUCCCAAGCCCCGCCCCACCUGGGCCUCUACCUGCCCCCCACCCCUGGACUCCCACCAUGACGUCUGAUCAGGACGCGGCGGUGAGACUCGACCAGGAGCGAGCCGACAUCGUCGCCAAGUAUGACAAGGGGAAGGAGGCCACCGUGGAGCCGUGGGAGGACACCAACUACCACCUCUACAAGGUCGUGGACCGCUUCGGCUUCGUUCAUAAGAAUGACCUCCCGUCCUCUGACCCGGUGGAGGAGAAGCAUAAACACUUGGAGAUGGACCGGACGAUGAAAUGGCUGAAGAUGAUGAAGAGUUGGGACAAAUACAAGAACAGUGACAAGCUGCUCCGGAGGGUCUACAAGGGAAUCCCCCUGCAGCUCCGGGGGGAGGUCUGGUGUCUGCUGCUCGACAUCCCCAAAGUGAAGGAGGAGAAGAAAGACUUCUACGAGAACCUGAAGGCCAGGGCUUGCGGCGUCUCCCCGGACAUCCGUCAGAUCGACCUGGACGUGAACCGGACCUACAGAGACCACAUCAUGUUCAUGACCCGCUACGACGUCAAGCAGCAGGCUCUCUUCCAUGUCCUCACAGCCUACUCCAUGUACAACACGGAGGUGGGCUACUGCCAGGGCAUGAGUCAGAUCACGGCUCUGCUGCUCAUCUACAUGAACGAGGAGGACGCCUUCUGGGCUCUGGUCAAGCUGCUGUCAGGGCCCAAGCACGCCAUGCACGGGUUUUUCAUCCCCGGCUUCCCGAAGCUGAUGCGCUUCCAGGAGCACCACGACCGCAUCCUCAGGAAGACGAUGCCCAAGCUGAAGCACCACCUGGAUGGCCAGGAGGUGUUGACCAGCCUCUACACCAUGAAGUGGUUCUUCCAGUGCUUCCUGGACAGAACUCCCUUCACCCUCACCCUCAGGAUCUGGGACAUCUACAUCUUGGAGGGGGAGCGCGUGCUGCCCACCAUGUCCUACACCGUCCUCAAGCUGCACAAGAAGCACCUGAUGAAGCUGUCCAUGGAGGAGCUGGUGGAGUUCCUGCAGGUGACUCUGGCCAAAAACUUCUUCUUAGAGGACGACUUUGUGGUGGAUCAGCUGCAGGCGUCCAUGACUGAGCUCAGGAGGAUGAAGCUGGAGCUGCCCGCCCCAGGUAAAGAGGAGGAGUUUCCAAAGAAGCCUCUGGGGCAGCUUCCCCCCGAGCUGGCGGUGGGGAACCACACGGCCAACGGUCAAAGCCACGUGGAGCCGGCGGAGCCUCCGAGGAACCUGAGUCCCGAACCGGAGCGCCAGCGGGGGAGUCGCCCGCCCAGCCGAUCGCGCCGGAACUCGCUGGAGAAAUCGAUGCGGCACCACAAGGCCGAGAAGAGGGAGAUGCGCUCCAGGGGAUCCGGGGAGAUCCCCGACGAGCAGAGGAAGCGGUCCACGACACCGCCGUCGGCCGCCACCCCGACACCGCAGAUCACAGGGGACAGAGGGAGGCAUCACGGCCACGCCGCCGCCAACCAGAACUCCAACGCGGCCUCCAGCUCUCGCAGGGAGAUCACCCCCCGGUGGUUCAAACCCUCCGACACGAAGCUGGAGGCGGUCAAGGCGGCGGCGCGGGAGGUGAGCGGAGGGCCGUCGCCGGCCCCUUCCAGCCCAGAAGACAGCGCGCCGCCCCGGCGCCGGCCGGCCUCCAAGGGCUCCUCGCCCGACGCCAACCGCGGCUCCAACGCCUCGCAGUACGACAACGUACCCGAGCUGCCGGAGCCGGAGUUCGAGAUCCUGGAGCUCGACAAACCUCUCUCCAGAAUGAGGACCCCUCGCAGCGAGACGCCCGUCGGCGUGCCGUCCCUCCAUCAGGGGAACUCCAGCCUGGCCGGGAGCGCCGCCUCCAUCGCGUCAGGGCCCAGGGGCGCCAAACACCCUCUUCCUCCUGCGUUUGCCCACCACAGUCCAGGGGGGGUCCAUGCAAGCUACCCUGGCAGCCAGAGCCAGUACAGCACCCCCCCACAGCAGCUCUCCCCGGGAAGAACUCCCACCGAAGUCCCCGUCUCACACACAGCAUACCCGGGUCUGGACCUCAGGGGGGAGGAAAGACUCUACGUUCCGUCCUCUCGGUUCCCCCCAUCCUCCAGUGUGGCGUACGGGGAGCGAGCGUACGCCACCGCCCAGCGCCCAAACAGAGACUCCCCGGAGAAGGCGCUCAUGAACAACUCCUACGCCAGCUACCGCCGGCCGCCGCCGCCGAGCUCCAACCGGAACGCCAGGCCUCCCCCGCUGCAUCUGGAGACCCACGGGAGCUCCACGCCGAUCUACCUGCAGCAGCUCAACUCCAGCGCGCAGCUGUACGGGUUUGAGGGGCGUCAGCGGGGCGAGGCGGUCCCGCACAACCUGCCGGAAGGCGUCGGGCUCCCGUGGGCGUCGGAGGCGGCGCCGCCCCUCCGAUCCCCGGACGGGGUGCCGUGCUCGCCCAGCUUCCAGCAGGCCCAGAUGUCGCCCGUCCAGGAGUUCUCGUUCCCGCCGAACCCCGACGGCGGCGACGACGAGCUCCACUACCGGACUCAGUUCCAGAAGCAACAGCUCCCCCAGCUGUUCGGAGGACCACACUACAGGCAGGAGGCGUUCGCCAUGCAGGAGUCCAUGCUGCUGUGAUUGGACGAUAGACAAGACACUGUAAAAAACUAAUUAAUUAAAAGAAAAGGGCGUAGUCACCGACACUGAGGUAACGAGGAGCCGGGUCCGAGCUGCUCUAGGAGCGGGUUUUGUUCUUUAUGUCUGACCUUCUGACCUUCUGACCACCAGCCUCCAAAGUUUCUACCGAUCACUUUAAAAACUGACUGAAGAUUUUAUUUUAUUUUUGGAUGUAAAAUCAUUGACGAGAGGUGACCGUAUAGAUAUAUAGAUAUAUAUAUCUCUUUUAGAGUCUGACGUGUACAGUGGAUUCCUUUUCUUAAUACGCUGAGUUGUUAUCAGUAGCUGGGAGGGGGGGGAUUUAUUUUCCGUCUUUAUUUUAUUUUUUUACAUGUUACUUCUAGAUAUUUUACGUUAGAGAUCGGUUUUACUCUUAAUGUGAAUAUUAUUUUUCAGAGAAAAGAAGUAAUAGAAAAGUUUAUUUUUUAAUCUUCACUUUCCAUUUUUCGGGGAUUUUUUUACUCCUUCCUGAUGAAACUGAUGUGCAAUUCAUCUCCCACAAAGUAAAAUGAUUUAUUAUGGUUAAACUCAAACCCAGAGUACAGACUAAAAGGCAUAGAGCUAAUUUGCGAGGGCUAAUAAUUUAUAAAUAUAUAUAUAUUUGGUUACUUUAAGCCAACAUGCUAACGUGUGUUUAACUGCUGUGCUGUUAGCUUCAUGUUGAGCAGCCAGGCGGACGUGAACUAGUUUUCUAAAAGUUGCUUUUCUUAUGUCUUAUUAUUCUCAACACUGUCAUAUCAACUACUGUUCAGUUGCUGACACACACACACACACACACACUACAUUCCUUUGUAUUAUUCUACACACACAUCGCAGGUAUUCUGUCCCAUCACAUUCCCUAAGUUAUCUUUUUGUUAAACGACUAAUCGCAGGCCACUCUGAUACUUUGCUUAAUAAAAUGAGGUGGGUGAAAGUGAAACUUUGAGGUUUUCUUUCCAUUUUUUUUUUGUUUGACAGAAAAUAAAAAAAUAUACGGAAAUGUGAGAA